This is a messenger RNA of Stereum hirsutum FP-91666 SS1, 603 nucleotides long. RefSeq lists its product as uncharacterized. The record is from RefSeq and is a predicted model, not a curated record. Gene Ontology annotation, biological process: mitochondrial translation; RNA processing. Gene Ontology annotation, cellular component: mitochondrial large ribosomal subunit. The coding region runs from base 1 to 603 and encodes 200 amino acids. NCBI's taxonomy places the organism in Eukaryota, Fungi, Basidiomycota, Agaricomycetes, Russulales, Stereaceae. Gene Ontology annotation, molecular function: ribonuclease III activity; structural constituent of ribosome. The transcript is spliced from 3 exons.
AUGGCAGAACAUCUGAACGAGGUCUUCGCACCGCUAGAAUUUCCACCAGAGGUCGCGCAGAGGGUGUUGACGCAUUUGAGUCACAAAGAUGCUGUCCAGGGACACAACGCUCGCUUUGCGUUCAUGGGCCGCAGAGUUCUCGAAACAUAUCUUCAGCUGUUUCUCCACUCUACGCCAGGCUUGCAGGCCACCUCAUCACCUGAUUAUGACUUCGACAACAUCACCGCACGCACCCUCAACACCUACGUCCUCGGCGAACACGUAGCCCCGCAAUGGCGUCUUCCAGACAUAAUGCGUUGGAGGCCCGUGGCGAACGAUGGGCUGAAAACGAACGAUAUGAGGAGUAUAGGGCUGUAUAAGGUUUCGGGGACGAUGGUCGAAUCGGUCAUGGGCGGGCUAUUCCACCAAUUCGGAGGCUCCGUAACCCACCGCGUCUUCCACACCCGCGUAUUGCCCCAUAUCCUCCUCCCGAACCGGCCAGAAGGCCUACACUCCGCAUUCCACGAUCACGCGAAAGACGUCUGUCGUAACAUGGGUGGACCGGAAGGACCGCUGGUUCUUCUCGGAGGGGCGGCGGAACGGCCGUCAAUUCUUGAAAAGUAG